This is a messenger RNA of Podospora anserina S mat+, 1221 nucleotides long. RefSeq lists its product as uncharacterized. Gene Ontology annotation, biological process: protein phosphorylation. The coding region runs from base 1 to 1221 and encodes 406 amino acids. Lineage: Eukaryota; Fungi; Ascomycota; Sordariomycetes; Sordariales; Podosporaceae. The record is from RefSeq and is a predicted model, not a curated record. The transcript has 6 exons. Gene Ontology annotation, molecular function: ATP binding; protein kinase activity.
AUGGUCAACAUCCUGGAGUACAAUAUUGGGGUGGCUGCAGAGGAUCUGAACAGAUAUUGUUCUGGAGGGUUUCAUCCCAUUCACCUCCACGACAAACUCCACGAUGGCCGUUAUGAAAUUGUGCACAAGCUUGGUUUUGGUGCCUUCUCCACUGUAUGGCUUGCACGGGACAACCAGGAGCAGCGGAAUGUAACCGUUAAGGUCGUCACCGCCGACAAAUCAGACGAAACCAGCCGCGAGCUGAGUGUUCUGCAGGCUCUCAAGGAGCGAGGCGACGUCAACCAUCCUGGGCACAACCAUGUCUCCCACCUUGUCGAGUCAUUCCAUAUCCAGGGACCCAAUGGGCGGCACCUUUGCGCCGUUCAGGACCUGUUGGGACCUACGACAUCAUCUGUGACGGAUCGAUGCCCAAACUACCGGCUGGAAGGGAAUCUUGCCCGGUCCAUCUCUAGACAGCUCCUUCUGGCCGUUGACUAUUUACACUCGGCCGGCGUGGCACACGGAGACAUCCACAUGGGCAAUGUUCUAUUCCGUCUCCCCGAACUGGAAGUGGCAUCCCCGGAGGUCAUCAUCAAAGACCUAGGCCCUCCGCAGACAGGGAAGAUCGCCAGGAAAGAUGGAGGACCUCUUGAACCGGGUAUGCCAGAAUAUCUUGUGGAACCGGCCGAGUUUAACCCGAAGAUAUACCCUCACCUGCGUGAGGUCAGACUAAUCGAUUUUGGCGAAUCUUUUUUCCUUUCCAACCCCCCUAGCGAAAUAUCUACACCAAUGUCCCUACACCCCCCGGAGCUUGUCUUUCAACGUGGUCUGAGUAGGGCGGUGGAUAUCUGGAAUCUUGGUUCCACGACUUACGAGCUCAUCACCGGUCGAACGCCUUUCGAGGCGGAUUUCGAUGAUAAGGACUUGAUCCCGCAGUUUCAAAAAGUCAUUGGCGGUCUCCCUGAACAGUGGAUUCAAGAUGCACUUGCCAGCGGUGUUUUGAAAGAACCUCCCAAUUAUUCAACAGCAGAGUAUUUCCUGUCUCUGGAAGAAGAGAUCCGGAGGUCCUACAACGAUGAAUACGAAAGGGACACACUUCAAUUUGGCGAGGCAGAGCUAGAAACACUUGGUUGCUAUCUUCGGAAACUCUUGGUGGUUGACCCUGAUCACAGGGCUACGACCUCUGAACUCCUGAACGAUCCCUGGGUUUCACAAAAAGAGUCCAAGUCACAAGCCACAUAA